This is a messenger RNA of Paracoccidioides lutzii Pb01, 1290 nucleotides long. RefSeq lists its product as hypothetical. Gene Ontology annotation, molecular function: protein binding. The transcript has a single exon. The record is from RefSeq and is a predicted model, not a curated record. The coding region runs from base 1 to 1290 and encodes 429 amino acids.
AUGCUGGUGACGGAUACAGUCAGCAACCGCAAUCACAACAGCCAGAUCCUCACUACCAACUCUUCUACCACACCCAACAACCGCAGUGGUAGCACUGAGGGCGGCUAUCUAACGACUCUGCCUCCUGAGAUCCUCUUUGAGAUUCUCCAAUAUGUCGGUGUCGAUGAGCUCAGGGCUGCCAACCUAGGCGGGUUGUUUAUAUGCAAGUACUGGUACAGCAUCGCCUCAAUAGUUCUGCUAGAAAAUAUAAAACUGUCCGCCACCGGCUUGAAGAGAUUCCCCGCACUGCAGCACUCACUGGUUACGCAAGAGCAAUCUCAACCGCAACCUCACCAAGGGAGUACACGCACAUGCACAUGUACCCAUCUAACAACAGCAAGAUCGGGAUCUAUACAUGGCUGCACUACCCUCACGGCAUCGCGGAUAAAAUCCCUCUCCGUCCAACUGGCGGGUUACUCGAACUGGCCAGCAGUGCUCGAUCCCACGACACACCAAGGAAUCCCGGAACGGUUCACAAUCCUUGCCCUGUGGGCCGAGGAGACAAGGGCGGAUAUAAUGCGCCUUGCUCAGUGGCUCGGCACGCUGCAGACACUGACUCGAUUCCGUUUCCAGGCAAUGGGCGAGUUGGACAGGCGUGGUCGCAUGCAGGCGCAUAUGUUCGAACAGAUGAAGAAUUACUUGCACGAGGACGCCGUAGGGCGUCUGUGUAAAAGUAUUCCAACGCAGCGCUUGACGGUUCUGGAGCUGGAUACGUGCGGAUCGGCCUUUUUAAAGGCGGAUGUGGAUAUGGAUGUGGAUAGCAGAGAGGGCUUGGCGAAGGAGCAUAUAUGUUCGCUGAUCGGGAUGUACGUUCCGGUCCUGCGACGGUUGAGGGUGAGGAUGCAUCGCAUUUGCCCGGAGAUUUUUGGCAGUUGCAGAGUUAGUAAUGCCCGACAUACGACAGCGCGGAAGGAGUUUGUAUUUCAUUUGAGUUUGUAUGAUCCAUUGAAGAGGGUAACUGGUGCCAAAUCUGCGAUGCCGUGUACGGCAGCAGGACCGUGUGGGAGGGAAGUUCUGAUAAAUAAGAUGAUUGAGGGGGCAAAAGUGGCAGUGAAGCAGAUGCCAAAUUUGAAGGUUUCGGUUUUAUAUCAUGUUUACCCGUUUGAUCUUGUGGCGAUGGAUUGUCGGACGGGGGAGACGAAGCUGGUUGACAGCCAGAUUGACUGGCUGGACAAUGAAGAUGUUGUUUUCGAACAUGGGAUGCACAGUUCGGCUAAUUCGGGGAACUUCGUCAGCGUGUGCGCAUUUUGA